AUCAUAUAAAAAUCAUCGUAAUCGUAAUAAUAAUUCAGAAUAUUAUCGGAAUCAUCGUUACAAUAAUUCUAGCCGCUAUGAUGAUGAUGUAGUCAAUAAAUAUCGAAUUAGCGAAAACUACAGAAAACGUCAACAACAAUCACCGUCAUAUAGUCGACGACGGGAUCGAAGAUAUAAUCACAGUGAUUCAUUCGAAUCAUCGCAAGAUUUUGAUGCUGGCUCACAGCAAUCAUCAUCAAUUUCCGAUUAUCACAAUCAUAAUAAACAUCGGUCCGAUUAUCGAUACCGAAACCGAUCAUCGUCACGGUCGCGACAACGUUAUGCCAAUCCAACAAUGUACACAUCAAUGAAAAUGAAUUAUCGUAGAAAACGUGAUGAUCACAAUGGUAACGAUGGUUACAAAUCUAAACGACGUAGAAUUUCCAAUGAUGAUUAUGAUAAUGGCGAUGAAUAUCGUGGACACUAUCCACAUUGUCGUAGUCGAUCUGAUCACCGUCAACAUAAUCAUCGCCGUCGUCAUUCGAACAGUGAUAAUCAUUGUAGAAGAAGAUAUCGACAACAAUCUUGUUCAUUAUCAUCGGCCGAAGAUGGUCGUUCCCGACGAAAACGACAAGAUUAUAAUCGUCGAUCAUCGUCAUCAACACGUAGUACAUCAUCAUCAUCAUCGAUAUAUACACAUUCUUCAUAUUCAUCAACUUCGGAACGAUCUCAUGAAAGGAGAAAACAUUCUGAAUCCGUUUCCGUUUGGAUGGAUGAAAUAUGAACAGAAACAAUAUCAAUUUCCAAUCAUAGUGAACUGGCAUUACCUAUUUGUAUUCAUCUAUCAUCAAUAAAAUAAUGUCUUCAUCCGGUGCUUCUGGUGAUGCGGACUAUCCGCUUAUUAGUGAUAAAGAAUUGAUCUCACAAAAUUCUAUCAACAAUGAUCAUCAUCAUCAUCAUCAACCACCACCACUACGUCGUGGUUCAUGGAAAAGUGUGGGUCAACAACGACGACGAUCAUCAUAUCGUAUAAUUGAUGAUGAUAGCCAUUCGGAUGAUUGUCUUAUACGUUUGAUCAAAGAUGCCUGCCUUGCUCAUUGUCGAAAGAAUAAUGUUAAAAUUAACGAUAGUAAUGUAUUGAAUAUAUUGAAUGAAGUUAUAGGCGACAUCAAAAUGAUCAUCAUGAUUGAUGAACGUAAUACUGAUAAUGAUCAACAUGUACCUAAUAAAUCGUCAACAAUCCAUAUGGAACAAAUGUUUAGUGAAAGAAAUUCGGCCAUGAUGAAAUUUAUCGAUUCAUUGACUAAUCAUAUCCUCAAUGAUUGUCUUGAACGAUUGAAAAAUACACCGCCCUCACUGGCCGUGGUUGAUGAAGAUUCAUUUGAAUCGAAAAAAGUAGAAAUUUUUACCGAAAUAAUUCCACCCAAACGACGACAAUCAGUGAUUAAUAAUCAUGUUGAUAAUGUUGAUGAUGAUGAUGAUGACAAAUGGUGGAAAUGUCAAGUUCCCAGACGUAAACGUGUAACAGAAAUCUAUAUCGAUGCUCCAGAUCUAAGUCAUUGUAUCCAUUUCUAUCAUGAUUUAUUUGAUUCAUUUUCAUUGCCAUUGCAAUGGAUUCAACCGGAAUCAAUGAAAAUGAAUGAUCCACGACAGCAACAACAACAACAAUCGUUUACACCACCAACACCAGUUGAUCUUGAUCUAAGUGAAUUUAUUCAAUGCCAAGUUGAAGUACGACAGAUCGGUACAUCGAUCAAAUCUACUCGACAAUCUCGUUUUCUUCAACGUCGUCGUCUAAUUUCCUAUGCUGAAAUAUGUGAAUAUCCAUUAGUGUUAUGUAUUGAUUUCUAUUAUAUUUCGGGUUUUGUUCCACGUUGCGAAAUCCGUUGUCCAACAAUGGAACGUACACCUGAACCUCCUGAACAACAAUCACCAAUAGAAGAUGAUUUAUAUUUUGAUGAAUAUGCUCCACGUUAUUAUAAUGAUCAAGAAGCGGAAGAUCCUGAAGUAUUAUUGCAAAAAUUACAAGAACAACAAGAUUAUCUUGAAAGACGACGACGUUCGAAACAUUUCUGGUGGGAACAAUCACAUGAUGAUCAUAUUCAAACAAAUUUCAAUGAUGUCUAUGUGGAUGAUGUUAAUAACAACAAUAACCAGAGUACAAGUGAUUAUCAUGAAGAAGAUGAAGGACAAUUUGAUGAAGAAUAUCGUGAAAAUUCCUAUGAUCAUUACAUACUCGAUGACAAUGAUGCGAUUCAGUCUGGUCAAAAAGUCCGUUUUGCCGAUCAAAUUGAUCAUAAAAGUUCAACAUACAUACAUAUUUUUUUGGUUGCCAAUCACAAGAAUGAUCAUAUUACGUCGUUGAUAGCAAUAACUUUAUAUAUUGGCAUUCUGUUCAUUGGAUUGCUUUUCCUUAUUGAUAUCUAUUCUAUUUUCGAUUGGUUGGCUGAUUGGUUGAUGGCAACCCAAUCAUCAUCAUAUCAUCAUAUAAACACGCACCCGAAACAAACAUUUAAUGAGCAUCUUUUUUGUUGGAUUGCAACAUUUAAACAACAGAAACAAACUGUUGAAUUUUUUAUUACCCUGGAAUCGAUUCUCAAGUUUGAUCGAUUGAUUGAUGGCUGUUUGUUGUUUGCAAGCGAAAAAUUCCUGAACAAAUUAUUGUAGACUAGAAUUUUUAAAGAAAAUCAAAUUUAAAUAGGUCUUUAAUGGACAUUUGAUUCAAUGCAAAACGAAUAAGCUACUGCAGCAAAAAAAAGUAGAAAAUUGCAAU
Dermatophagoides farinae (American house dust mite) is the source of this 2752-nucleotide messenger RNA. The record is from RefSeq and is a predicted model, not a curated record. NCBI's taxonomy places the organism in Eukaryota, Metazoa, Arthropoda, Arachnida, Sarcoptiformes, Pyroglyphidae.